AGUUCUUGCUUGUGCAUGCAUACAUCUGUGGAUGGAUAUACUGAACCGCACAUCCAGCCUACCAAAUCGAGUAGCAGACAGAACAUCCCUCGGUGUAGAAACUCCAUUACGUCCGCAGCAGACGAACAGCCUCACAUUGGGAAUUACCGUUUACAAAAAACAAUAGGGAAGGGGAACUUUGCCAAAGUGAAAUUGGCAAGGCAUGUUCUAACUGGGAGAGAGGUUGCUGUGAAAAUAAUAGAUAAAACUCAGCUAAAUCCUACCAGUCUACAAAAGUUGUUUCGAGAAGUACGAAUAAUGAAGAUAUUGAAUCACCCUAACAUAGUAAAAUUGUUUGAAGUUAUUGAAACAGAGAAGACCCUCUAUCUAGUCAUGGAAUACGCAAGUGGGGGUGAAGUAUUUGAUUACUUAGUUGCCCAUGGAAGAAUGAAAGAAAAAGAGGCCCGUGCAAAAUUUAGGCAGAUUGUAUCCGCUGUACAGUAUUGUCAUCAAAAGUGCAUUGUUCACCGUGAUCUUAAGGCUGAAAACCUUCUCCUUGAUGCUGACAUGAAUAUUAAAAUUGCUGACUUUGGUUUUAGUAACGAGUUUACAGUCGGGAACAAAUUGGACACAUUUUGCGGAAGCCCCCCCUACGCCGCUCCCGAGCUCUUCCAGGGGAAGAAGUACGACGGGCCCGAGGUGGACGUGUGGAGCCUGGGCGUCAUUCUCUACACGCUGGUCAGCGGCUCCCUGCCGUUUGACGGCCAGAAUCUGAAGGAACUCCGGGAGCGAGUAUUACGCGGGAAAUACCGCAUCCCCUUCUAUAUGUCCACCGACUGUGAAAACCUUCUGAAGAAAUUAUUAGUGCUGAAUCCCAUUAAAAGAGGCAGCUUGGAACAAAUAAUGAAAGAUCGGUGGAUGAAUGUUGGUCACGAAGAAGAAGAACUAAAGCCGUAUACUGAGCCUGAACCAGAUUUCAAUGACACAAAAAGGAUAGAUGUCAUGGUCACCAUGGGUUUCGCACGAGAUGAGAUAAAUGACGCCUUAAUAAAUCAGAAAUAUGAUGAAGUCAUGGCUACUUACAUUCUUCUAGGUAGAAAACCACCUGAAUUUGAAGGCGGUGAGUCAUUAUCCAGUGGAAACUUGAGUCAGAGGUCGCGGCCCAGUAGUGACCUAAACAACAGCACCCUCCAGUCCCCCGCUCACCUGAAGGUCCAGAGGAGCAUCUCGGCCAAUCAGAAGCAGCGGCGCUUUAGCGAUCAUGCUGGCCCAUCCAUCUCCGCGGCCGUAUCGUACACAAAGAGGCCUCAGGCCAACAGCGUGGAGAGUGAGCAGAAAGACGAGUGGGACAAGGACGGGGCAGCGCGCAAACUCGGCAGCACGACCGUGGGAUCGAAGAGCGAGGUGACCACCAGCCCGCUCGUGGGGCCGGAGAGGAAAAAGGCGUCCACUAUCCCGAGCAACAACGUAUACGCUGGAGGAAGCAUGGCAAGAAGGAACACGUAUGUCUGUGAAAGGACCACAGACCGCUACAUGGCCCUGCAAAAUGGAAAAGACAGCAGCCUCACGGAGAUGUCAGCCAGCAGCUUGUCUUCUGCCGGCUCCGCCGUGGCCCCUGCUGUCCCCUCGGCACGGCCCCGCCACCAGAAGUCCAUGUCCGCCUCCGGUCACCCGAUCAAAGUCACACUGCCAACCAUUAAAGAUGGCUCCGAAGCUUACCGACCCGGGACCACCCAGAGAGUGCCUGCCGCGUCCCCGUCUGCCCACAGUAUUAGUGCCAGCACCCCAGACCGAACCCGCUUUCCCCGCGGCGGGGCCUUUGCCCACGCCCGGCGGGGCACGUCCACCGGCCUCAUCAGCAAGAUCACCUCCAGAUUCGCUCGCAGGGAUCCAAGUGAAGGCGAAGCCAGUGGCAGAACAGACACCUCAAGAAGUACAUCCGGGGACCCGAAAGAAAGAGACAAGGAAGAGGGGAAGGACCCCAAGCCACGCUCUCUGCGCUUCACCUGGAGCAUGAAGACCACCAGUUCCAUGGACCCCAAUGACAUGAUGCGAGAGAUCCGGAAAGUGUUAGAUGCAAACAACUGCGAUUACGAACAGAAGGAGAGGUUUUUGCUCUUCUGCGUCCACGGAGAUGCCCGGCAGGACAGCCUCGUGCAGUGGGAGAUGGAAGUGUGCAAACUGCCACGGCUGUCGCUGAACGGGGUCCGCUUCAAGCGAAUCUCUGGGACGUCGAUUGCCUUUAAGAACAUCGCAUCUAAAAUAGCCAAUGAGCUCAAACUGUAAAGGAACUCCACGUGGCAGGAUCAGGGAAGACACAUCCGAAUGAGGUACAGUUCUUGAAUGUACUGGGUAAUAUGCCUAAUGCGAUUGGCCUGUGAAUCACCCAUGUAGAAUUUGCCCUUAACACGAUAAGGUUAUACAUAGUUAUGAACUGUAAAAUUAAAGUCAGUAUGAACUAUAAUAAAUAUCUGUAGCUAAAAAAAAGUAGGUUCACAUGUACAGGUAAGUAUAUUGUGUAUUUCUGUUCAUUUUCUGUUCAUAGAGUUGUAUAAUAAAACAGAUGAUUGCUUCAAAACUUGUAUAGUUGUCUAGAUUUCUGCACAUAAAUGUACGUUUGAUGCUCUGAGUUGAAAAUAUUCUUCCCUGUUAUUUACAUUCUGGUGGGUUUUUAAAAUUCUUACCUCCAUCAUGUAAUUUUGAAGGUAAUUGUGUCCAGAAUUGAAAGUGCACAGAAGUAAUCUUUACGAUUGUAGCAUGGACUUUUAAAAAAUUAUUUUCAAGUCGUAUUGAAAUUGAAACCAGAAGCUGAUCCCUAGAUCAGCUUUAUUCCACACAGAACUAUUCCUGCUUAUCUUUGCUCUUAUUCUUGUUACCAGACAAGGUUUAGUUGAGAAGUUACGACAUGUUUACAGUGUUGGCACUUAGAGUUUUUAAAAUAGAGUCCAUGAACAUAAGUUAUAGCUUUGCCUUGAGCUAACUAAGAAGUACUGAGGGGAAGUGAAAACCUACAUCCAAUGUCUUUUGAACUUGAAAGUGUUUUCUGACCCUCUGCUAAUCGUAGCAGCAAAAUGAAAAAGAAUCAAUACCUUAUCUGGCUAGUAUAGCGCAAUAGGUUUGCUGCCUUCCCAAUAUCGCAGUGUCCUUGUGGGAAUAUAAUAAUAGCGGACAGUUUCAUAGCACAACUCAUCUUCCCAGUGUUGGUCAGUGCGUCAGUUAGGAAAUAAUGCCACCUCAGGAAUUCACUGGCAUUGGGGACGCUUGCCUCCUUCGCCCCUCACCCUCUCCAUCCACCCCCGACACAGUGGUAUCUGUGAGUCCUUAGGAGACUGUGGAGCAAAAUAUACUAUUUAUAACAGCAUAUCUUUGAUUUACGCUCAUGUGGUCGUUCAUUUGGUUCCCACGUAACUUCUCUGUUUUUACGAUUUUGCCAGAUUUCUUGUAUUUAUUCCACAUCGUUAGGCCUAUAACUCGCGGCUUUGUAAUCAGGCGUUUGCCUAGUUUCCUUUCAUAAUGAAUGAUCCCUGCGAUGUAAAACCACUAGUAAAGGUACAUUUUAAUACUCGUUACUUGAUACGGAAUUAGCCUUGGAGGUUGACUGUGCAAUGUUACUGAAUGUUGUAAUGACUGUACUAUCUUCCAAUGGGCCCCCUCCGCACACUCCGGAGGCAUAGAAAGUGUAUUCAAAUCUUAUGAGUCUGCAGAACACGACAGCUGUGAUAAAUACUGUAAUUCCAACCUACACGAGACGGCUCUCGGUAGGGGACGUGCCAUUCAUUCCCGUGGCUUCCAGACUAGGGUGGAUUUUACCUUCUGUACUGGACUGUGAUGUAGCUCUCUUCUGUACGGUUCUGUUCGAACACCAAGUGUAUUUUUUUUUUUUUGCCUUAGCCAAGGGUGGUGUUUGGCAAACAACUGUGUAGCCCCUUUUUAACCUCGUGUUCAUUCCAGACAAUUGAUGCAAAUUCCUCUCACUUCCACUGGUGCACACUGAAAUUUUACUUGAACAGUUCUCAUAAUAAAGCACUCGUCUUUUGCUCUU
Messenger RNA from Myotis brandtii (Brandt's bat), 4021 nucleotides. RefSeq names its product MAP/microtubule affinity-regulating kinase 1 (gene MARK1). Gene Ontology annotation, cellular component: cytoplasm. The record is from RefSeq and is a predicted model, not a curated record. Gene Ontology annotation, biological process: protein phosphorylation; microtubule cytoskeleton organization; intracellular signal transduction. Lineage: Eukaryota; Metazoa; Chordata; Mammalia; Chiroptera; Vespertilionidae. The transcript has 19 exons. Bases 16 to 2265 code for a protein of 749 amino acids. Gene Ontology annotation, molecular function: protein serine/threonine kinase activity; ATP binding; tau-protein kinase activity.